GUGCUGACGUCGCGGGCAGGGUACUCGAGGAGGUCCGGGGGCGUCUGUCCGGGCGGUGGGCUGUGCGUGGCCUGCAGGGCUGGAUCUUCGGUCCCGUCCCGCCAAGCCCCGCCCCUUCGCCCGCUAGGACUCCCGUGGGCGCAGCCACAGAUCCGCUGUCGCCGGGGCAGCCUGGGGCGGCCGGCCCGGAACCCUCCGAUGAGAUCUCUUCCCUCUAGGGAUGGUGAAGUUGGAAAGAGGCUCCUUUAACCCUCCUGCAGGAUGAACCCCCUGCCAGAAGACGUGGAGAACGCUCUCACUGGGAGUCAGAGCUCUCAUGCCUCCUUGCGCGACGUCCAUUCCAUCAACCCCACGCAGCUCAUGGCCAGGAUCGAGUCCUACGAAGGAAGGGAGAAGAAAGGCAUAUCUGAUGUCAGGAGGACUUUCUGUUUGUUUGUCACCUUUGACCUCUUGUUUGUAACAUUACUGUGGAUAAUAGAGUUAAAUGUGAACGGAGGUAUUGAGAACACAUUAGAGAAGGAGGUGGUGCAGUAUGACUACUACUCUUCUUAUUUUGACAUAUUUCUUUUGGCGGUUUUUCGAUUUAAAGUGUUAAUACUUGCAUAUGCUGUGUGCAGACUGCGCCAUUGGUGGGCGAUAGCGUUGACGACAGCGGUGACCAGUGCCUUUUUACUAGCAAAAGUGAUCCUCUCAAAGCUCUUCUCUCAAGGGGCUUUCGGCUACGUGCUGCCCAUCAUUUCCUUUAUCCUCGCCUGGAUUGAGACGUGGUUCCUGGAUUUCAAGGUGUUACCUCAAGAGGCAGAGGAAGAGAACAGACUCCUGAUCGUUCAGGAUGCCUCGGAGAGAGCGGCGCUUAUACCUGGUGGGCUUUCUGACGGUCAGUUUUAUUCUCCUCCUGAGUCUGAAGCAGGAUCUGAAAAUGAAGCUGAAGAAAAGCAGGACAGUGAAAAACCACUCUUAGAACUAUGAGUGACACUUAUGUUAAAUGUGAAAAACCGUCUUUGAAAGUCACCAGAGGGGAAAAAGGACUGGAGAUGGAUUCUCCCUUUUGAACGUUGCAGUGGUGACAUCCACUGCUGACGUUGUCGGACGGCUAAUAGAGAAUUUAUUUAUUGUAAUACCUCACAGACAUUGUACCAUAUCCACACACAUGUAGCGGCCUGCCUGAGGCUGGAAAGGCAAUGUCAUGCUCCACCCUGUGUUCAGUGAGACUGAGUCUGAUGUGUUCAUGAACAGUUGCAGGAAACUCUCGUGCUGUGUUCCUAAUCAAAAGACUUCUUAGUAUAUUGGAAUAACACUUUUUUAGUAAGCAAAUGUCUUUUUAUUUUGAUUUGCCAAAUGGAAUUUUAUGUCAUGUCUCAGACUUCUUUUGUAUUUCCUUUUCAACACCCUACAUUUCCCGUGUGUGUUUUAACUCAUGCACAUGUGCUCUUUGUACAAUUUUAAAAGGUAACAAAAUCCAACAUGUCAGAAUGAUGAGUUUUAUUUUUCCUGUUUUACUUUAUGUGUUUGGCCUAAAGAGUUAGAAUUACAAAAGGGGGGCAGAGGGAUUGUGAAUACAUAUGAAAAGUCACCAAAAAUUGUAUCUUCCUCUUAGAAGUUUGCUCUAAAAUAGCCUGAAUACUCGUAUGUUGAACCUACUCUAUGAAAUCAUUGCCAUCGUUUUCCCUUGUGUUUAACUAGUUUGAAUUAAAAUGAACUAAAUUA
This is a messenger RNA of Camelus dromedarius (Arabian camel), 1707 nucleotides long. It is a transcript of the gene STARD3NL, whose product is annotated as STARD3 N-terminal like. Bases 262 to 969 code for a protein of 235 amino acids. Gene Ontology annotation, biological process: cholesterol transport. The transcript has 9 exons. NCBI's taxonomy places the organism in Eukaryota, Metazoa, Chordata, Mammalia, Artiodactyla, Camelidae. The record is from RefSeq and is a predicted model, not a curated record. Gene Ontology annotation, molecular function: cholesterol binding. Gene Ontology annotation, cellular component: endoplasmic reticulum membrane; late endosome membrane; endoplasmic reticulum-endosome membrane contact site.